GUGACGCGCAACGCCAUGGGGCAGCAGCCCAUCACCUUCCUGCGCCAGGUGACGGCGCUGUGCCUGUGCCCCGAGCUGAUGAAGGACGAGUCGGUGCCCAGCGACGCCAAGGAGCGCGCACAGCGCCUGCUGGACGCCUGCGGCGGCGGCAGCGUCGGCUCGUACAGCGCCAGCCCCGGGGUGCAGAUGGUGCGCGAGAGCGUGGCGCGCUACAUCGAGCGCCGCGACGGCGGCAUCCCCGCCAAGGCCGACGACAUCUUCCUGUCCACGGGCGCCAGCGACGCCAUCGUGAACAUGCUGAAGCUGCUGGUGUGCGGCUCGGGCGCGUCGCGCACGGGGGUGCUGAUCCCGAUCCCGCAGUACCCGCUGUACUCGGCGGCGCUGGCCGAGCUGGAGGCGGCGCAGGUCAAUUAUUACCUGGCCGAGGAGCGCUGCUGGGCGCUGGACGUGGCCGAGCUGCGCCGGGCGCUGUCCGAGGGCCGCCGGCGCUGCAACCCCCGCGCGCUCUGCAUCAUCAACCCCGGCAACCCCACCGGCCAGGUGCAGAGCCGCGAGUGCAUGGAGCAGGUCAUCAAGUUCGCCUACGAGGAGAAGCUCUUCCUGCUGGCCGAUGAGGUGUACCAGGACAACAUCUACGCCGAGGGCUCGGCCUUCCACUCCUUCAAGAAGGUCCUGAUGGAGCUGGGGCCGCCCUACUCGGACUCGGUGGAGCUGGCCUCCUUCCACUCCACCUCCAAGGGCUUCAUGGGAGAGUGCGGCCUGCGCGGGGGCUACAUGGAGGUGGUGAACCUGCACCCCGAGGUGAAGGCCGAGCUCAUCAAGCUCGUGUCCGUCCGUCUGUGCCCGCCCGUGCCCGGACAGAUGAUCCUGGACGCCAUCGUGGACCCGCCCAAGCCCGGAGAGCCGUCCUACGAGCGCUUCCAGGCGGAGAGGGAGGCGGUGCUGAGCGCGCUGGCGGAGAAGGCGCGGCUGACGGAGGAGAUCUUCAACCGCACGCCCGGCAUCCACUGCAACCCCGUGCAGGGCGCCAUGUACUCCUUCCCCCGCAUCGACCUGCCGCCCCGCGCCGUGGCCGCCGCCAAGGAGAAGAAGCAGAGCCCGGACAUGUUCUUCUGCAUGCGGCUCCUGGAGGAAACCGGCAUCUGCGUCGUGCCCGGCAGCGGCUUCGGGCAGAAGGAGGGCACCUACCACUUCCGGAUGACCAUCCUGCCGCCCACGGAGAAGCUGAAGAUCCUCCUGGAGAAGCUCAGCUCCUUCUACACCAAAUUCGUCCAGGAAUUCUCUUAACCGGGGGGUGGCCGCGGCCCCUCUGUCACCUCCUGUCACCUCCUGCCACCUCCUGUCACCCCGUGUCACCUCCUGUCACCCCGUGUCACCUCUGUCACCCCGUGCCACCCUCCCCAGGUGUCGCGGGGCCGUUUGUGUUUGUUGGGAAUUGCGGGGCAGGUCCCCACCCCUCCGUGUCCCCAAAUAAAGGACGGUGACCGGC
Messenger RNA from Melospiza melodia melodia, 1489 nucleotides. Its product is annotated as alanine aminotransferase 2-like. Gene Ontology annotation, biological process: biosynthetic process. Gene Ontology annotation, molecular function: pyridoxal phosphate binding; L-alanine:2-oxoglutarate transaminase activity. The transcript has 11 exons. The coding region runs from base 16 to 1287 and encodes 423 amino acids. NCBI's taxonomy places the organism in Eukaryota, Metazoa, Chordata, Aves, Passeriformes, Passerellidae. The record is from RefSeq and is a predicted model, not a curated record.